This is a messenger RNA of Desarmillaria tabescens, 1031 nucleotides long. RefSeq lists its product as uncharacterized. Lineage: Eukaryota; Fungi; Basidiomycota; Agaricomycetes; Agaricales; Physalacriaceae. The record is from RefSeq and is a predicted model, not a curated record. The transcript has 4 exons. Gene Ontology annotation, biological process: DNA-templated transcription initiation. Gene Ontology annotation, cellular component: RNA polymerase I complex. Bases 27 to 1031 code for a protein of 334 amino acids.
CGUGAGAAUUUUCUCCCUAGCUCACCAUGUCACCUUCAACCAUUUCUCAGAAAAAACGGAAGAACACCUCACCGGCGCCAGGAGAAAUACCCUUAAAGAAGGCAAAACGCGACAAUGACCACUCAAAAAAUAAGACGAAGGACAAGAAGGGAAAAGGACGCGAAUCAGAUUUUCACGUCGUCCAAGCAUCUCUAGUCUUGUCCAUACCCCCCAAAUUUGCGGAUAACCCAAAAUCUGGAGUCAAUGAGAUGCUUGAUUCAAUGGUAAUGAGAUAUAUACCAGGCCUUCAAGGGGUCGUGUUGUCCCAUUCCAACCUAACAUUCCUCGACGAAAUGGCUUCCAUUAAAGCCGAUUGUCCAUUUCUUGUCUGUCGGGUUACAUUCGAUGCGACCGUCUGGAGUCCCUCAUGUUGGAAUGCGACUCGGUGCGAAUUGAAUCCUUGUCGAAUAAAUCUUUGUUCUCCUGAUCACAUAUCACUACUUGUGCACCGCACGUUCAACGUGUCAAUACCCCGUCAUCAUAUACCUUCCGAGGACUGGGAGUUUGAAUAUGGUCCCGCAGAAAACGACCCUCAGUUUGGACCUGACGCCGCAGAGAAAGAUGAUGAAGAUGCCAUAUCACCUACCGCAGAAAAGUCUGGUGGAGGAGGCGGAAGAUGGAUACAUAAACUGACAGGCGACCUGAUUGGUGGCAAGUCCGGGCACCUGGAGUUCACAGUUAUUGGACUUACUGUUGCGAAUGAAAUGCUGUCGGUUGUUGGAUCCAUACAGCCAGACCCCUUCUCACCUACUCAUGUUGCAACGUCGUCGAACAACCAAGCGCCUGAGGAGUCAGAGGGUGAAGGCGAAGGCAUCACGCUGGUCGACGAUGACAAUGCUAGCAGCGUAGAUGAGGAUGAUCCAUUCGCGGUACUCGGGAAGGAAGCGGAGAAAGCUCAGAAGAAGGCGAAGGAAGGGGAAAAGCAGAAACGAAAGUUGAAGGAAACUACAACUGAACCCAAAGGCAAAAAGAAACAGAAGAAGAGUUCAUGA